Messenger RNA from Gossypium arboreum, 2128 nucleotides. Its product is annotated as 3-hydroxy-3-methylglutaryl-coenzyme A reductase 1-like. Gene Ontology annotation, cellular component: peroxisomal membrane; endoplasmic reticulum membrane. The transcript has 4 exons. Gene Ontology annotation, biological process: coenzyme A metabolic process; isoprenoid biosynthetic process; sterol biosynthetic process. Gene Ontology annotation, molecular function: hydroxymethylglutaryl-CoA reductase (NADPH) activity; protein binding. The record is from RefSeq and is a predicted model, not a curated record. NCBI's taxonomy places the organism in Eukaryota, Viridiplantae, Streptophyta, Magnoliopsida, Malvales, Malvaceae. Bases 132 to 1880 code for a protein of 582 amino acids.
CCAAAUUUCCCGGGAAAAAAACCGUUUUCGGAAUCAAACUGAACCAUCUCCGGCUCCAUCGUUUCAUUCCUCUUUUAUUUUCCGUUAUUCGCCGUCGGGUUCUGUACCCUCCGCCGCUACCACCACCGAAAAUGGAGGCCCGCUGGAGAUCGUCGGCUAAACCCGUUCAAGCUCCGAAAACAACGAAAACGGUUUCUUUUGAGGAAGUUUCCGGCAAAGCCUCCUCCUCCGAAGCAUUGCCUCUCUCUUUACAUCUAACGAAUGCUGUGUUCUUCUCGCUGUUUUUCUCUGUGGUUUAUUUUCUUCUUUCCCGUUGGCGUGAAAAGAUCCGUACUUCCACGCCCCUUCACCUCGUCAACCUUUCAGAGAUCGUCGCGAUUUUCGCUUUUAUCGCCUCGUUUGUUUAUCUUUUGGGGUUCUUCGGGAUUGAUUUCGUUCAGUCUUUGAUCCUCCGACCGUCGACUGACCUUUGGAAUUCCGAGGACGAAGAGGAAAAUGAAGCUUUGCUUCGUAAAGAAGAUGCUCGUAAAAUCCCUUGUGGCCAAGCUCUUGAUUGUUCGGUAACCUCGGCACCAAUUAUAUCUGCCCAGAAAGUGGUCGAUGAAAAGCUUGUGAAAUUAACAACCGAGGAAGAUGAAGAAAUAAUUAAAGCCAUUGUGGCGGGAACAACUCCUUCAUAUUCUUUGGAAUCCAAAUUAGGUGAUUGCAAGAGAGCGGCUUCCAUCAGGCGUGAGGCAUUAGGGAGAAUAACCGGGAAGUCGUUAUCGGGAUUACCCUUGGAUGGAUUCGAUUAUGAGUCAAUUUUAGGACAAUGUUGUGAGAUGCCGAUUGGGUACGUACAGAUUCCCGUGGGAAUUGCUGGGCCGUUGUUGCUUAAUGGAAAAGAGUACUCGGUUCCUAUGGCAACCACGGAGGGUUGCUUGGUGGCUAGCACUAGUAGGGGAUGUAAGGCUAUUCAUUUGUCUGGUGGUGCUUCUAGUGUUCUAUUGAAAGAUGGGAUGACUAGAGCUCCUGUUGUAAGGUUCGGCACCGCCAAAAGGGCAGCUGAUUUAAAGUUUUAUUUGGAGGAUCCUGAAAAUUUUGAGACCUUGGCUGUUGUUUUUAACAGAUCAAGUAGAUUUGCUAGGCUUCAAGGUAUUAAAUGUGUCAUUGCAGGGAAGAAUCUUUAUUUGAGAUUCACCUGCAGUACUGGCGAUGCUAUGGGGAUGAACAUGGUUUCAAAGGGUGUCCAAAACGUUUUGGAUUUCCUUCAAACUGAUUUCCCUGACAUGGAUGUCAUUGGCAUCUCUGGAAACUUCUGUUCCGACAAGAAGCCCGCGGCGGUAAAUUGGAUUGAAGGACGAGGCAAAUCUGUUGUCUGCGAGGCCAUCAUUAAGGGUGAUGUGGUGAGGAAAGUCUUGAAGACUAGUGUGGAAUCCCUUGUGGAGCUUAACAUGCUUAAGAACCUUACAGGAUCCGCCAUGGCCGGAGCUUUGGGUGGAUUCAAUGCCCAUGCUAGUAACAUUGUCUCUGCAGUUUACAUUGCCACCGGUCAAGAUCCGGCUCAAAACAUCGAGAGCUCUCAUUGCAUCACGAUGAUGGAAGCUGUCAACGAGGGCAAUGACCUUCACAUCUCUGUUACGAUGCCUUCCAUCGAGGUUGGCACGGUUGGUGGUGGAACUCAACUUGCAUCUCAGUCAGCAUGUUUGAACCUGCUAGGGGUGAAAGGUGCUAGCCAAGAGUCACCAGGUGCAAACUCAAGACGGCUUGCAACCAUAGUAGCUGGUGCAGUCCUUGCAGGGGAGCUGUCACUCAUGUCAGCACUGGCAGCUGGGCAACUAGUUAAGAGCCAUAUGAAGUACAAUAGGUUGAGUAAGGAUGUUUCCAAAACUUCUUCUUAGACAAACACUUAAUAAUAUAUAUAAAUAUAUAGUAUGAUGAAAAGGCUUUGUCAAAAGCCUGAAAGAAAAAUUAGUGUAGAAGUUGAAAAUCCCCCAUAGUUUAUAAGUGUAUCGAAAGCUAAGGAUCAUACACAUCAUCAUCAUCAUCAUCUCCUUGUAAUUUACUUUGUAUUUUGUUAUUUUCUUCUUACUAUUAAAGCAAAUGUGUAAUCCUAGAAUUGUGUAAAAUGAUAGAAUUGUUAAUUUAA